UUUCAAUUUGCACUUCCGGUUGUUUCGAAAGUGCAAGUAAAAAUAGUAGAACGUAAUUCUCAACUUCUGUAGACCAUAACGACUUUUUUACAAAACAGAAAACAAACAUUUUGCACAGAUUAUGCCACCACCAGACAGGUGGGACCAGUAUGGUUCCAUUGGUGAAGUGAUAAAUGGUACCAAGUUUGUGGCAUUCAAAGUUCCAUUAAAGAAGGAAUUACUUUCAACUGUUCAUGAGAAGGAAAGGUUUGGUCCUGAGGAUGUGAUAGAGAAAUUAAAAGACAAAGGAAAAGAAUUGGGACUAGUUAUAGAUAUAACUUAUACUGAUAAAUACUAUCACAAAGGAGAAUUUUGUAGAAAAAAUGUUGAACAUGAAAAGAUUUAUACCUAUGGUCAUGUUGUACCAACAGAUGCUGUUGUUUACAGAUUUUUCGAUGUUGUAGAGAAAUUCAUCAAGAGGAAUCAAAAGGAAGAAAUGGUGAUAGGUGUGCAUUGUACACAUGGAGUAAACAGGACUGGUUACAUAGUUUGUAGGUACAUGGUUGAGAGAUUAGGCAUUGAUCCUACUGAGGCUAUGGAGGCUUUUAAACAAGCCAGAGGUCAUCCAAUUGAAAGGCAAAACUAUAUUGAUGAUUUACUCACACGGAAACAUAACCCUGAUUAUGUGAUAGGUGAUCAUCCUCCAGUCCUUAAAGCAGAGAAUGCGAACAAAAGUAAAAAAGACAACAGUGACCGAUAUAAACCCUGGCUGAGACACAAAAAACAUGACAAGGCUCCGUCAAGCACUGUGGAAGUGGAAGAAGAUAAACAAUAUCAAAAUGAUUUUCAGACUCUGCAACUGAAUAAUUCUCAUGCAUUUAACGAAAGUCAUCAAAGGGGAUAUCAUAGUUAUGACAGAACGAAUAAUUAUGGCGGAGAAAGAUCAAGCGGUUAUGACAGACAGAAUAAUUAUGGCGGGGAAAGAUCAAGUGGUUAUGACAGACAGAGAAAUUAUGGCGGGGAAAGAUCGAGUAGUUAUGAUAGAAGAAACAAUUAUGGCAGAGAAAGAUCUCAUAAUGAUUCACAUUAUCAUAAUAGAAGAGAGGAGUUAAAGCCAUAUCAUAGGACGUUAAAGUCUAGCAGGAGUUAUCCUCCCCAUGAUCAUCAUUCAUAUGAAAAAGAUAAUAAUUAUUCAAGGACGUCAAAACAUAAUUAUAAUUCUCAACCUAAUCUACAUAUACGUGGAAACAAAUAUUAACAUUUGUUCAUGCAAAAUGUAAUUUAUGGGUUGUUGUUGGCAUAUAAAUAUUCAUUGCUUGUUCAGACACAACAAAGAAUGGUAAUAACUAAAUGGUGUAGGAAUAUCUAUUCUUUCUACUGUAGCAGAAAUUGUAAGAGGGCAAAUAUUUAUGUUAACCUCCAAAAGCAUUUUAGUUCCUAUGAAUGUGUUAUAUGGCUUUUUAUACAGUCAUGCUCAAAAUUGUACUAUUUUUAAAGAGAUUUGGCAAUUUCAGGGUCUUAUUUGGAUCAGAUAUGCCUUUCUUAUUGUUUGUGUCAAUUUAGUUUUAAUUGAUAUGGUAUAAGCCAUGUUACUGGUAUAUGCAUCCAUAAUUAGGAAAUCUGCAGACAUAACACAAAACAAAUAUCAUUCAGCAAGUGAUACUUAAGUAACUUGAAUGCUUUUAAAACAUGCAAAUGUGAUAGUUUUAUGAGAUACCAAUAUAUUUAAUUGACAUUAAGUGUUGCCAACAGGCAAUCAGAGUUGGAAUUUGGUCAGUGAGUAACUUACCUUUUUAGAGAUAUGCCCCUUUUAAAAUUUUUAAAUUGCAAAGCUUGAGCGGGCCAUUUGUGUCCGUACACAUUCUUCUUUUAUUUAAAAUUCAUGUUUACUACUGAUGAAAUUAGUGGUGGAUUUAGAAAUUUUCAUAAGUGGGGGCCCACCGACUGACCUAAGAGGAGGCCUGCUCCAGUCACACUUCAUUGAUUCCCUAUAUAACCAACCAUUUUUUUCCCAAAAAGGGGGGUGCCCGGGCCCUGUGAGUAUGCCAAAUUAUGGUUUUUACCAAUAUUGUGAGGUUCAAUGAAUAUGUAGUUGUGAUAGUGCAAGAGGGACAUGAUGUCCAAUGAACAAAACUGUCAUAUUCUUGGUCAAUAUUAUAACCUACUGCGCAUGCUUGAUAUAGAAAUGAUAAGACAAAAAACAAAUAUGAUAAUACAGCACUCAAAGGAGUAUGUUCAAUAAGGCCCUAAAAUGGCCCCCUUUUUUAGCGUAAAUUUGAAAUUCGGAAUUAAUAACCAAUAUCAUGAUAAAUUAUAGCUAAUACAUUGACUAAAUAGGAAAUAAACCAUUUUGUUGAUCAUUUUACGUUUCUGCGUUUCAUUAUGACGUCACAAGUUGUACUCAUAUUGAUUUUUCACGAAAAAAUCAAUGAAAAUGGGCAAAUUUCCAUAGAUUUAUUGGACAGGAAACAUAGAGCGCAUAUGUCGACAACAAAGAUCUUUUAAAAUAAUGUUUGUAUGUCUUUUUUGAAUAUUAAGCUUGUCGAAACCUGCGCUCUAUAUUUCCUGGUCCUUUAUUUGGUUGAAAUCCUGCUGAUUUUGUCAAUUUUCACCAAAAUCCCAUAUUUUGACCUUUUUGGGAUGUAAAAAUCAACAUGUUAGAAUUAAACUUUGACAAAAACAGUUCUGUCUUACUUUCGCACAUGUCUUUAAGGCAACUUAAAACAUGUAUUGUCUUGUAACUAUGAACUUUAUAAUUGGGGCCAAAUAUAGUCCUUACCGAACUUACUCCUUUGUCUUUCAUUCAAAACUUAAAAAACAACAUUCCUAAUAAGUUAUUACUAAAAACUUCAUAUGUAAAUAAAUUGAAUUUGAAACUCCCAUACCUGUCAUUUUACCCGUAUUCUGCAGGCAACACCUGAGAAUUUCACCCCUUACCUGGGCUUUUUUUUUAAAGAAAUAAAGCAAAUACCUCCAAGUCAAACAUGUAAUAUAUAAUAUUUUCAUUACCUGUGUACUAUAGUUUCCAUAUUACACAUGUAGCAAAGUAACAGUUUUAAACAGUGAUAAAGCAUAGUGUAGACAUUUUAGGAAAGGCUCCAUUUAAAUCUUACAGAAUGUAUUUUGCCAGCAUUGUACAGACAUUUUUAUGCAUUUCAACAGUUACAACAAGAACAAUAAAGAACAAUUAUAGUUUA
Messenger RNA from Mytilus trossulus (common blue mussel), 3176 nucleotides. RefSeq names its product probable tyrosine-protein phosphatase F54C8.4. Gene Ontology annotation, molecular function: polynucleotide 5'-phosphatase activity; protein tyrosine/serine/threonine phosphatase activity. Gene Ontology annotation, biological process: protein dephosphorylation. Lineage: Eukaryota; Metazoa; Mollusca; Bivalvia; Mytilida; Mytilidae. The record is from RefSeq and is a predicted model, not a curated record. The transcript has 10 exons. Bases 122 to 1237 code for a protein of 371 amino acids.